Molecule: messenger RNA, 1062 nt
Organism: Phoenix dactylifera (date palm)
Lineage: Eukaryota; Viridiplantae; Streptophyta; Magnoliopsida; Arecales; Arecaceae
Product: expansin-A8-like
Biological process (GO): plant-type cell wall organization
Cellular component (GO): extracellular region
Source: RefSeq, a predicted model, not a curated record
AAAGAGAGAGGUAAUGGAUUGAAUUCGGAAAAGCAUGCAGUAGCAGCCUAUCAGCUCCGCUAUCCGGUUUUGCGAAGAGACAUGGAGAAGGCUGCUAGCUUCGGAGCUACCCUGCUGAUAUUGGUGGCCUCGCUCGCCUCUGAAUCUAGAGGAUCGAUGGCCCAAUGGAUACCUGCCUCUGCCACAUUCUAUGGAGGAGGUGAUGCUUCUGGCACCAUGGGGGGAGCUUGUGGCUACGGAAAUCUAUACAACGAUGGAUAUGGUAUCGAGAACGCGGCGCUGAGCACGGCGCUGUUCAACAGCGGCGGCUCGUGCGGUAUGUGCUUCCAUAUAGUUUGCGAUGCAAGCAAGUCACCGUGGUGCAAGAAGGGCACGUCCAUUACAGUCACAGCUACCAACUACUGCCCGCCCAACUACGACCUGCCCAAUGACAAUGGCGGGUGGUGCAACCCACCGAGGGAGCACUUCGACAUGUCUCAGCCUGCCUGGGAGACCAUCGCCAUCUACCGAGGGGGGAUAGUGCCCGUUUACUACAGGAGGGUUUCAUGCCAGAGGACUGGAGGCAUCAGGUUCGCCAUCAACGGCAGGGACUACUUUGAACUGGUUCUAGUGUCCAAUGUAGGGGGCAGUGGCGUGGUCUUCGGCAUGUGGAUCAAAGGAUCCGGAACUGAUUGGAUUGUUAUGAGUAGGAACUGGGGCAUGAACUGGCACACCCUUACCUACUUGAAUGGACAGAGCCUGUCCUUCCGGGUGCAGACCGAUGAUGGCCGGGUCAAGACCGCAUAUAAUGUGGCACCUUCCACCUGGAAAUUUGGCGACACCUACGCCACAUCAAUCCAAUUUUAACAAUUGAUCUGGAAUUGUCCUCUUCUUUUGACUCUCAGGCAGUUUCAGCACACUGCAGCAACACCAUGCCGCUCUGAUCUUCUUGUGUCAUUUCUUCCCUUUUCCCUCUUUACUCUUAUCAGAUUUUGAGUUGCCUAGGCAGCGGCUUUAGAUUAAAGUAGCCCACCUAGCAGCAUGAUUCUGUGGAAUAAACGAUAAAAGCUCCCCUUGCAUCCA